Trichoderma reesei QM6a is the source of this 1584-nucleotide messenger RNA. RefSeq lists its product as uncharacterized. The record is from RefSeq and is a predicted model, not a curated record. The coding region runs from base 1 to 1584 and encodes 527 amino acids. NCBI's taxonomy places the organism in Eukaryota, Fungi, Ascomycota, Sordariomycetes, Hypocreales, Hypocreaceae. The transcript is spliced from 3 exons.
AUGCCCCGGUCAUCAAGCGCCGCCGCCGUCAACAACAUGCCCAGAAUAUUCGGACGCAAGAAGGUGCCUCGGCCUAUGACUGGACUGGCUUCUGUUGGCUCUGAGGAGGAUCUAUCGGAUCAGCGUUAUCAUGCUCCGAGCAGCCCUACUCCUGCCCAGAACCCACUCCCAAACAUGUCCGAAUCCCUUCCUAUUUCUGAAUACGAUCGAGCAUUGCGGUCGCAUUCCGUUGGCCCUGAAGACGUCAUUGCCAUCCAGACUGCGCGCAGCUCCGUCAAUGCAGAUUACAGCGGCCACCAGAGGAGGCGAGCGGGAACUGGGAGCGAUGCCCAUCCCGCCAGUGCACGCUGGGUGAAGCCGACGACGGGCUUGACACCACGCCCCGCCAGCACCCAGGAUUGGGGUAGCAGGUUGGUUGACGAGAGCCACGACCCAGAGGAGAUUGGCCGCGCAAUCACCACAGGCCUGAAGCGUCGGUCCAGGAGCCUGUCAUUUAUUCCUUUGAUCGACGAAACUACUCCGACACCAAGCAUCACACGCCGCCGCAGCGACGAGUUCCCUCGCGGAUGGCGGGAAAGCUGCGAGGAAGCCACCUCCCCUAUGUCCUCGACCGGGCCAGGCGGCGAGGAUGGUGCCACGUUUAUCAGUGACAGAUCAGACGACGAGGCCAAGUCCGACGACGGAUUGCAGGAUGAGGUUGAGUCGCCUGUAAAACCAUUCGAGUUUAGCAAUAUGCCUUAUAUGACGGAGUUUGCCGGCGGCGCGAGUAUGAAGAUCACAGACGCUGUUGGCCUCGAGACCCGAAUCGGCCAGGUCGAGAAUCGUCUAAGCCUGGUAGAAGGCAUCCUGACGCAUGUUCGCCAGGGAACUCCUCUCACUGGGUUGGGAGACGAUGCCUCUGAACGACUGGCACCUCCCAUGCCCGCAUGGUCGUCCACCUUCCCAACAGCAGCUCGACCCUCUUCUCAUUCCUCUGCUCAGUUUUCUGGAACAUCCAGGCUGUCGUUUGGCGAGGUACCCAUAUAUGCGCGAUCAGCAAGCCAACAAACUACGAAGCACUCGGCCUUUGCCUCCCCGGAGCGAACAACUCUUGCGUCUAGUCUCCCUACCCUUUCAAAGUCGGUACCCGCUGGGUCUUUCAUCAUGGACCACGAGACCUACAACACAAUCUUGACGACAAUGGAAAACGACCGAGCUGCUCGAAUAGCAUUGGAGGCGCAAGUAAGGGAGCUUAGCCGACAAGUUAGCCGUCUGUCUAGAAACUUGCCCUCCGCCUGUGCGGCCCCAACACAAGCCGAAGGUGGGCAAACAUCGGUUCACGACUUUGCAGAUGCCAAAAAUCUCGGCAUGAGCGACAAAAAAGACCACAACGAAGAUUCUGGCAUUGGCACCGAGCCCGGGGACAGAGAGUACCCAGAUUCAUUUGCUACCUUAAACGACGAGAGCCACAACCCGGGCCACUAUAGAGAGGAAGCAGAGGCCCCUUUGACCAGGCCCAAUACGACAUUGUCGCUUUCAAAGCUGACCAUGCUUGGUGACGUGGGAUAUCCGACGUCCCAGCAAGCCUUAUCGCAGACAGUCUAG